UAUGUCAUCAAGUUCAGCAGUAACUACGGUUUCAACAUUCUCUGAUAAUUCGUCAUUUCUCUCUAUGCCUGUUUCUCAAUGGGAUUCUCAAAAUUCUGCGCCUUCUGAGCCUAUUUUUCUUCAAACCAAAUUGUGUCAGGGCAUAGCUGGUUUAUUUGUAUGGGCUGCAUUAUUUCUGACCUGUACUCAAAUUUAUCAUCACUUGAGAUGGUACACAAAUCCUACGGAACAACGAUGGAUUGUUCGAAUAUUAUUUAUUGUUCCAAUUUAUGCAACACACUCAUGGAUCAGUCUACUGUUUUUCAAUUCCGAAAGUUACUAUGUGUAUUUCUUCACUGUUAGAGAUUGUUAUGAAGCAUUCGUAAUAUAUAACUUUUUGUCCUUGUGCUAUGAAUAUCUUGGGGGAGAAGGAAACAUUAUGUCAGAGAUUAGAGGAAAACCAAUAAGAUCUAGUUGUCUAUAUGGCACGUGUUGUUUGAAUGGUAAAACUUAUACAAUUGGUUUCUUGCGUUUUUGUAAACAGGCUACUCUACAGUUUUGCCUUGUAAAACCUCUUAUGGCAUUUAUAAUCAUAUUUUUACAAGCAUUUGGUCACUACCGUGAUGGUGAUUGGAGCCCUGAUGGUGGUUAUAUUUACAUCACGAUAAUAUAUAAUAUAUCUGUAUCUCUUGCCUUAUAUGGACUGUUUCUAUUUUAUUUUGCAACUCGAGACCUCUUGACACCGUUUGAGCCUGUACUGAAAUUCUGUACGGUGAAGUCUGUGAUUUUUUUGUCUUUCUGGCAAGGUGUUGGUUUAGCAAUUUUGGAGAAAGCUGAUGUUAUAUCACCUAUUAUUGAUAGCAAUGGAACACGCACAUCUGCUGGUACAGUAUCGGCAGGAUAUCAGAACUUCUUAAUUUGUAUAGAAAUGUUUUGUGCUGCAAUUGCUUUAAGAUAUGCUUUCCCCUAUAGAAUUUACUCUCAAGGUUGUGUUACAGAUUCUCGAGGAAGAUCUGUAACUAUGCAAAGUAUUUCCAGCAGUCUAAAGGAAACAAUGAAUCCCAAAGAUAUUAUGACGGAUGCCAUCCAUAAUUUCCACCCUCAAUAUCAACAAUACACACAGUACAGUUCAGACGUCAUCUCACAGCAACCAUAUGAGAGGCUAUGAUAUGUCUAAUGCUCCUUAGAUCCUGCAUGGCCAUUUUUGAUUCUAGCCUAGCUGUCACCACACCAGUUCUACCACUAACUACACUUCUUUAAUAUUCUCAGGUUCCAUACACUAGGAUUUUUCUUUAAAUGUACGGAAUUGAACAUAUCUUGAGCAAUGUCGAUAAACCAAAUGGUACAAAUUAAUAUUUCUUAGAAAAUUUGUGGUUUAAAUUUAUAUUAAGGAUUUUUUGUUGCAUUAAAAUAUUUGAUAUAGGUAAGCUGAAUAACAAAAAUUACAUGUAAUGGUAUAUUAAUUUUUAUUGGAUAUUUAAAAGUAAACUUCAGUAACACUUAUAUGUGCUGGGAAAUGUGGACAAUAUAGCUGGGUUGAAGAAAUUAAUAAAAUAAUAUUUCAUUAAAGCAUAUGUCAGACUAUAAAUUCAGUUGCAACAAAAUCAUGAACACAAUAAUAAUAAUAAUAGUAUGUUCAUGAUUACAUUAUAUUAUCGUCUUUAUAUCUUGUUGGUUACUUGCUACUGUAACAACAGUAUAUAAAAUGUAACAUUUAUCAUAUAUCUUAUUCAUGGCAGUUACCAUUAACGAGACACCCAUACAACUUUAUGUACAAAUAAAUAGUAAAUAUGUAUAUAACCAUGGGUUGAAAUGUACUUGCCUUCCACAAGUGUUAUUAACUAAAAUACAUGGCAAUAUUUAAAAAAUAAAAUUUUAUGCUUAAUA
Molecule: messenger RNA, 1866 nt
Organism: Anoplophora glabripennis (Asian longhorned beetle)
Lineage: Eukaryota; Metazoa; Arthropoda; Insecta; Coleoptera; Cerambycidae
Gene: Tmep
Product: transmembrane protein 184B
Biological process (GO): transport
Molecular function (GO): transporter activity
Source: RefSeq, a predicted model, not a curated record